GUGCUCUAGCGCUAACGUAAUGUACCUAGGUACAUAUGAAAAGGUGCAAGAUCUUUGGGGACGUUCUAAAAAAAAUAUUUCCUAAGACAACAGCCCCUCACAUUAUCUAAAGGACCCUCAUAACCACAUAUUAUAAUAAUAUAAGACGAUGCAAUUGAAGGAGAUCCAACGGCUUGAGCUGCCGCCUGCGGCAGACAUGCACGUCCAUUUGCGACAGGGAGAGCUCAUGGAGUUGAUGGUUCCCACCGUGCGUCAAGGCGGUGUUGACACUGUAUUUGUCAUGCCUAACCUUAUUCCUCCCUUGACGACUGUUGAACAGGUGCUUGAAUACCGAUCUAAACUACAAGCAAUAGCCCCAGAUGUGACUUUUCUUAUGUCACUAUUCCUUCACCCGUCCGUGACGCCCGAUGUCAUCGCAAAGGCUGCUGCAUCUGGCAUUACAGGUGUAAAAAUGUACCCACAGGGAGUAACCACCAAUUCUGAGUCUGGCGUCUCGAAUCUUGAGGCCUUCUAUGCUACGUUUGCAGCCAUGGAACAACAUGACUUAGUACUGAAUCUCCAUGGCGAAGUCUUGGAAUCUCUGGCACCAGCCGGUACAACACUUGAAGAGGCGUUCCUGCCAACUCUGAAGACGCUCCACGAGCGCUUCCCGAAGCUACGCAUUGUACUUGAGCAUUGCACUACAGCAGCAGCCGUUGAAGCUGUGAAGGCCUGCGGACCCACGGUCGGAGCUACAAUUACUGCCCACCAUCUCUAUCUCACUUCCGACGAAGCUCAGUGCGACCCCUUCGCUUUCUGCAAGCCUAUUCCAAAGAACCCCUCAGAUAGGGACGCAUUGGUCAGGACGGCUGUCAGUGGCAAUCCGAAAUUUUUCUUUGGAAGUGACAGUGCCCCUCACCCUCUUCAGUCUAAGACGUCUGCCGAGAAAGGCAAGGCCCCAGCUGGAGUGUUCACUCAGCCCUACGUUACACAGCUCGUCCUCCUUGCCCUCGAGGAGGCUAUUGACCGUGGAGUAAUCACGGAAGUGGAUGUAACGGAAGAAAAAUUGGCCGGGUUCCUCAGCCAGUUUGGGCGACACUUCUAUAAGCUUCCCGAAAGCUCGGGCAAGAAGAUCGUUUUAGAGAGGAAGGGGGAGAAGAUACUCGCAAGUGUGUCGAACAAGGACCGCAGCAUCGAGGUAGGGAUCUCGAAGGCGGGGUCUGAAGUGUUUACUUUAAGUUGGGAGUAAGUGCGGUGACUACGGAGAAAGAGAUGGUAAGGAGUUAAGGACUUGAGGUACCACAAAACAGAGGGGAAGGCAAGAAAGGUCGAUUCAUAUCUAUAAGAGGUAGACGGUUAGAACCGACCUCAGGCAUGCUUCGUUCUUAUCAAAUAACGCGUUAUAUACCCGUUAAAGGAACAUGCGACUUUUAGAGAACGCAGAUAAAGUUUUAAACCUUAUCAAUACUAACCUUGUCUGAAGCUGUAAAGCAGAGCGAGCCGAUUUAAUACUCGGUGUAGGAUAUCUGUCUCGAUAGAGGGGAGGAUUUUGAUACUACCUCCUAUGCAAUAGCUUGGUUGCUUACCGAGGUACUGUAGAUAUUGAAGGGUUAUAUUCCAGUAAGGACAUUAGAUAGAAAACAAGCGCAGUG
Daldinia caldariorum is the source of this 1631-nucleotide messenger RNA. RefSeq names its product Dihydroorotase. Gene Ontology annotation, molecular function: dihydroorotase activity. The record is from RefSeq and is a predicted model, not a curated record. NCBI's taxonomy places the organism in Eukaryota, Fungi, Ascomycota, Sordariomycetes, Xylariales, Hypoxylaceae. Gene Ontology annotation, biological process: 'de novo' pyrimidine nucleobase biosynthetic process; pyrimidine nucleotide biosynthetic process. The coding region runs from base 149 to 1228 and encodes 359 amino acids. Gene Ontology annotation, cellular component: cytoplasm. The transcript has 10 exons.